This is a messenger RNA of Caenorhabditis briggsae, 882 nucleotides long. It is a transcript of the gene Cbr-col-46, whose product is annotated as Protein CBR-COL-46. Bases 1 to 882 code for a protein of 293 amino acids. The transcript has 4 exons. The record is from RefSeq and is a predicted model, not a curated record. Lineage: Eukaryota; Metazoa; Nematoda; Chromadorea; Rhabditida; Rhabditidae.
AUGAACGAGAACGCCCGAGAAACGGCGUAUGCCACAAUAAUAAUAGUUUCUCUAUUUGUCUCCUUAUCCACAAUAUCCUCAUUCAUCAUUUCUGUCCAUCCCCUAGCCACAAUCCUUCGACCGGCACUCCAAAAUUCUGUCAGUGAUGCACAAUACUGUGAGGAAAGCGCCAUCGAGCUCAAAGGAAUGCUGUCCGACAUUGGUAGUCAAUUCCGAAACAUCACUCGUCAAAAGCGUGACGAAGUGGACGAUUUCCUCCGGGAAACUGGUCAAACCGCGCGCGAGCGAGUCUGCGAGUGUCGUCACCCACAAGGACCACCCGGGUUGUCUGGACGCGACGGACUGCCUGGAUCAAAAGGAUCCGAAGGAGCUCCAGGACUCCCGGCACGUCUUCCAUGCGAGCCACCGGUCGAUUACAAGUCUCUGUGUGCUGAUCCAUGUCCAAGAGGAGUGCAAGGAGUUACUGGGAUUACGCCAGGAAUCCCAGGCAAGAACGGAAUCCGAGGCGAGAAUGGAAAAAUGGGACCAACAGGACCGAUGGGUCCACAAGGAAUCUCUGGAUUGGACGGAGAGAUGGGAGAUCCGGGCUCCGACGCCACACCCAAACCAUUCAUUCCUGGACCGCCGGGACCAGUAGGCGAGGAGGGAGAGUUUGGACCACCCGGGCCGUCUGGAAUGCCUGGGAUUGAUGGACCACAAGGAGCACAGGGUCCACGUGGAAAGAAAGGGAAGCCUGGAUUCCCUGGAAACGAUGGAGCCGCUGGAGCAGAAGGACUCAUUGGGGAGAGAGGAGAAGAAGGGAAUCGUGGGGUCUGCCCAACGUACUGUGCUACGGAUGGUGGCGUUUUCUUUGUUCAACCACCAGAUUGGAUGCUACAGUAA